This is a messenger RNA of Parnassius mnemosyne (clouded apollo), 1617 nucleotides long. Lineage: Eukaryota; Metazoa; Arthropoda; Insecta; Lepidoptera; Papilionidae. The record is from the annotation of a GenBank genome assembly.
AUGGACGGUCGACAACAAGAACGCAUAUUGCACUGGUUGGAGGAGGAGGAAGAGGAGAUUCUUGGUGGAGAGUAUGAUGAAGAUGGAAAUCAUAUAUACCCGGACGAAACAAGCGAACACAACACGGAUUCAGAGCAAGAAUGUGAUGAUGGUGAUCCAGAAACCCAGGAUCAUGUGUCAGAAUCGUCCGAAGACCAACAAAUGGAUGUAGAUAGUUCGGAUAGUGAUGAUAAUGAGCCAUUGAUCCACAUAACAAGGAGACAGAAUAUAGUUACAGAGCAACCAGGCCCACAGGGUACAGCUCGGGCGGUGAGUAACCCCUUUGAAUCUUGGCUUUUGUUUUUGGACGUUGAUAUGUUGCAGCAUAUUGUGGAGUGCACGAAUAUAAAGAUAGCAUCUAUGCAGACAAAUUACGAGAGGCAGCGUGACUGUGAGGAGACCAAUAUCAUUGAGCUAAAAGCGUUGAUUGGUAUUAUGUAUCUAAUUGGUAUUCAUAAAUCGUCACAUGCUUUGAUUGAUGAUAUUUGGAUGGCUGAUGGUACGGGGUUAGAUAAAUGCCGUGCUAGUAUGUCCAAGCAACGUUUUCGUUUUUUAUUAAGAGUCCUCCGAUUCGAUAAUAUUCAUACACGGGAACAACGCAAAGCCGUUGACAAACUGGCGCCAAUAAGAGAGAUAUUUGAGCAAUUUGUAAAAAAUUGCCAGAUAAAUUACAAGAACACUGAAUAUGUUACUAUAGAUGAAAUGUUGGAGAGCUUUAGAGGCUCGUGUGGAUUUCGCCAAUAUAUGCCAAGCAAACCAGCUAAAUAUGGCAUAAAGUUGUUUUCUCUAGUGGAUGCCAUGACAUUCUACACAAAAAACUUAGAAAUAUAUGUCGGAAAACAGCCAGAAGGUCCCUACUUUCAAGAUACUUCAACAAAAGCUCUUGUCAAACGAAUGAUUGAACCAAUAUCAGGUACAGGACGAAAUGUGACUAUGGAUAACUGGUUUACUAGUGUUCCAUUAGCUGAGGACCUAUUGACAAAUCAUAAUUUGACAGUAGUGGGUACAUUGAGAAAAAAUAAACCAGAAAUUCCAAGUGAAUUCAAGCGAAAAGGCUUGCAAGUACAUUCCACAGCGUUUGGAUAUAAACCGACAGAGACUUUGCUCUCAUACUGCCCAAAAAAGGAUAAAACAGUGUUACUACUUUCAACUAUGCACAAUGAGGGUAUAAUAGAUGAGACAUCCGAGAAAAAGAUUCCAGAAAUCAUAAUUUUUUAUAAUAAAACGAAAGGUGGAGUGGACGUGGUGGACAAACUUAUCGGAACUUACACUGUUGCACGCGUUUGCUACCGAUGGCCGUUGAGGUUGUUCUUUACAAUGCUCGAUGUUGGAGCGGUAAAUGCCCACAUAAUAUUGAAUACCGUAAAUCCUAACAACCGAAUAGGUCGCAAGUUAUUCUUGAAAACGCUAGCAUUCGAACUAUGUCGUCCUCAGUUGGAAUCGCGGGCCACUAUAUCAACUUUGCCACGCGAAUUGAAACAGCUUAUUCUGCGAUUCGUACCUCGUCCCGUGGAUGUUCCUCACGAAGAUACUGGUUUCGUACCUACGAGGAAACGACUGCACCAGGGGAACAGAUAG